GCCGCAAAAGGCUUCUGCACCGCCUCAAUGGUGUUUUCCCUGCACUAGCAGGACUGACGUCCGCUCUGACGCGGGGGAACUAGUUACCAGCCUUCUGUCCAGCGACCAUGUACAUCAAGGUCUACAUAAUUCGCGCAAAGCUCUCCACUGAAGAGAUCCUGGACCUGAUGUCCCUCGUCGAUCAAUACAACGAGCAUCGGUACCAAGCCCAACCGGAGUUGGUUCUCUGUCCCCAUCCCGAAGAAGCUGAUGUGGUUAUCACCAAUGUGCAUAUGCGACAGCGACUGGAACGACAUCUGGAAUGGGUCUUGGCUAGCGAGAAAGCCGUCGUGAAACCUGCCUGGCUACGCGAUUGCGCUGCGGAGAGAACUGCCCGACCCUGUGGAUCCUACUUCGCGCUAAAAGAUCUGCGAGGAAGCACUGAGCGGCACUGCCCGCUUGCACCCAGCGAAGGCGAAUUUCUGAGCAUCUCGCCGAGAAGUGAGCCAGUGGAGCGCGUGAAUUAUUCCAGCCGAUAUGCCUGCUUGAGAUAUUGCCCGCUCGAGUGCCCCAACCAAAGAUUGGCGCAGCAGCUGGGGGUGAUACAACGCUCCCGGGAGUUGGAUAGCAACGAGACCAGCGCUCUGAGUUAUGAACGUGCUAUCUCAGUCAUCAAAGCAUUUCCGGAUCCAAUCACAAGCGCUCGGCUCGACGAAGUUUCCAAGUUGCCUUGGAUAGGUGGGAAGAUGUUAUCGAAGAUCAAGGAGUAUAUAGUCGAAGGGGACAUCAGCGAGAGCCAAGCCAUCGCAGAAUCGGAGCAGUUUCGGACUUUGUCCCUUUUCACGCAAGUGUACGGCAUUGGCCCACCCACAGCUCGGAGGCUCUACAAUGAGCACAACCUGCGGACGAUCGCCGACCUCGACACCCAUUUCUCUGAUGAUCGCGCCGAAAGCCCUUCCUCUCCCUCCACUGCUCCUGUUCUGACAGCCAAGAGGGCCUUGAGUUUGCGGGAAGACUUGAACGAAAAGAUACCAAGAGAAGAAGUGGAGCAGUUUCACUCCAUCGUGGUCGAAGAACUGCAGCGUCUGCUUCCGGGGUGCUCAAGCACUAUCGUGGGCGGGUAUAGAAGGGGAAAACCACAGAGCACCGACAUCGACAUCGUUGUCACGCAUCCCCGCAUAGGUUCAUCCCGAACACACGGACUCGGUGAUGCGAUAGUGAAGCUUCUGUAUGAACGAGGGAUCGUCACCCACGUCUUGCAUGUUUCCAGCUUCCACGCACCCGAUGCCCUGCGAACAUCCCAGUGGGAUGAUCUGGAGAAAGUCAUGACUUUACUGGACCGCAGUCGCCGGCUGGCCAGUUUCAUCUCUGUGUUCCCAGCUCGCACUGACCUCUUGCUCACACAUAGGACCGGCUCAAAGAUGUUCGAAAGAGACCUUCGUCUCUGGGCGAAAGAACGGCAAGCGAUUCGAACCGUCGGUUUCAAGUUCGACAGUUCUGGCAUUUUUCGGAGGAGAGACAGCAAGCAAUACAAGCCGAACAGCGAACGCGAAAUCUUUGAUAUCCUCGGACUCGAAUAUAUUGGUCCAACGCUGCGCAAUGCUGAUGUUUAGUGGUAGCAAGUAGUACACAAUCAGUUCGAGAAGGCCUGGAUUCCUGUCAUCGCUCUUCCGAGAAUGAGACCGUGGAUAUCCUAAGGCAAUGUUAGAGCGAUGACGUCUACAUCGACAACCAAAACUCACGUGUGUACCUGGGACAACGUUGAACAAAAAAAAAAGCAGAUUGUGCAAAGAA
This is a messenger RNA of Mycena citricolor, 1773 nucleotides long. The record is from the annotation of a GenBank genome assembly. Lineage: Eukaryota; Fungi; Basidiomycota; Agaricomycetes; Agaricales; Mycenaceae.